This is a messenger RNA of Cotesia congregata, 6960 nucleotides long. The record is from the annotation of a GenBank genome assembly. Lineage: Eukaryota; Metazoa; Arthropoda; Insecta; Hymenoptera; Braconidae.
AUAAAAUUAGAACGUGUUUUGGGUGUAACUGUAUCGAGUAAUGCAGCGUUGGAUUGCGACAGUACUAGUGAACUAGUCGCUUAUCCUGCAGGAUGUACCGUAGUUUUGUUCAACCCUCGAAAAAAUCUCCAGACGCAUGUGUUAAAUAGUUGCAAAAAAACUGUUACCUCACUGGCACUUGCUGGAGAUGGUCGUCUUUUAGUCACUGGUGAAUGCGGACAUAUGCCCAAUGUACGAGUAUGGGAUAUUUCUGAUCGUCAAAACGCCAUUCAGAUUGCCGAGUUUUCCAGUCAUAAAUAUGGAAUUAAUUGUGUUGCGUUUUCACCAAGCAACAAAUAUGUUGUUUCUAUUGGAUCGCAGCAUGAUAUGAUAGUGAAUGUCUGGGACUGGCGGAACAAUGUAAAAGUAGCAUCUAACAAAGUAUCUAGCAAGGUGAAGGCCGUAUCAUUUGCUGAAAACGGGAGCUAUUUUGUAACUGUUGGUAAUCGACAUGUUAAAUUUUGGUAUCUUGAAUAUACUCGAAACGCUAAGUAUAAAGAACCAGUACCUCUUAUGGGCCGAUCCGCUAUACUAGGUGAACAACGAAAUAAUGACUUUGUGGAUGUAACAUGCGGCCGCGGAGAGACGGCAGAUUCUACUUACGCCAUUACAAAAACUGGAUUACUCUGUGAAUUUAAUAAUCGGCGGCUCCUUGAUAAGUGGGUCGAAUUAAGAACAACCAGUGCAAAUUGUAUGGCCAUAGGUGAAAAAUUAAUUUUUGUUGGAUGUGCCGAAGGAAUUAUUAGAUGCUUUAGUCCAGUAACACUUCAAUUUAUUACAACAUUACCAAGAACUCACUAUUUAGGGGUAGAUGUAGCUUGUGGAUUAUCUAUAAGCCAUAUGUCUCAGCAUCCAGUAAAUGCUAGAUAUCCAGAUGCAAUUGCUUUAGCUUUUGAUGAAUUAAAUAACAAACUUACGUGCGUUUAUAAUGAUCAUAGCAUUUAUAUUUGGGAUAUUCGAGAUAUCAAGCGUGUGGGAAAAUCUCACUCUUUUCUCUUUCAUUCAGCAUGUAUAUGGGGCGUUGAAAUGUAUCCAACAAAUAGUGAAUUAAUAAGUAACAUGCCUUCAGAUAGUUUUGUGACAUGUUCAAGCGACGAUACAAUAAGAGUAUGGAAUUUAAAAAAUGAUUUUUCAACAAAUCAAAAAGUUUAUAGUCGUAAUAUUUAUAGCAAUGAAUUAUUAAAAGUGUUAUACAUUGAUCCUGAAUUGACAUACUUAAAAGAUUUAGAUUUAGCUACCGCAGGAUCAACAGAUAAAAGUGAUACCUCAUAUGAUGGUCGUAAUGGUGUUAGAUCAAUCAGAAUAAGUCCAGAUGGUGCGCAUAUUGCCUCUGGAGAUCGAUCAGGUAAUAUUAGAAUUCAUGAUGUAGCUACGUUAGAUGAAUUAUGUCUUAUAGAAGCUCAUGAUGCUGAAGUACUUUGCCUUGAAUACUCAAAAUAUUCUCGAAUUACCGAUGGACCAAAAUUACUAGCAAGUGCUUCAAGAGAUCGAUUAAUACAUGUUUUUAAUGUUGAUGAGGGUUACAAUUUUCUCCAAACACUUGAUGAUCACAGUUCUUCAAUUACGGCUGUUAGAUUUUUCACAACGACUCAAAAUGAUAACAUUCAAAUGGUAUCAUGUGGCGCCGAUAAAAGCAUUAUUUUUAGACAGUUGCAAAUGACUCCAGGAAAUCCACCACAAUUUGUAAGAGAUCACAAUGCUCAAGGAAAAACCACGUUGUAUGAUAUGGAAGUAGACUCUGGUCAAAAGCAUGUUUUAACAGCUUGUCAGGAUCGUAAUAUUCGAGUAUACAAUGUAGCCACUGGUAAACACAGCAAAACGUUCAAAGGUUCUAUUGGUGAAGACGGGUCUUUAAUAAAAGUUGUUUUGGAUGCGUCAGGAAUAUAUGUUGCUACUUCAUGUACAGACAAAACUUUAUGUGUCUAUGAUUACUACAGUGGUGAAUGUAUGGCAACAAUGUUAGGUCAUUCAGAACUAGUUACAGGCCUCCGUUUUAGUCCAGAUUGCCGUCACUUAGUAUCAGCCAGCGGCGAUGGUUGUAUAUUUGUUUGGAGUAUACCUCAUGAUAUGGUAGUUACUAUGCAAGCACGAUUAACUCAACAGGCGAUGCGUGCGGGUAAAAAACCCCAAAAUUUACAAAAUGGACUAAUAACACAGCUAGAAAAUGAAUCUUUUGGUCCACCAUCGCCAGAAUUUUUCGGUUCAAAUGUCAAUUCAACUAUACAAACUACUGCUAUUGACUAUCGUUUCAGUGUUGGUCAAUUACCUCAUUGGGCUAAAAAACAAAUCAAUACGGAUACUAAUACUGAAGAAAAUAUAACUUCAAGUGUCAGAUCGGUUAGUGUAGAUAUGCCGAAAGGCCGAUGGGCUCAACGUGUACAACAGACUGAUGGAAUUACUGUAAAAUCAGUCUAUGAUAGUGAUGAAAUUAUUCAUUUUCCUCCUUCGAGAAGUACCAUUGACUCUGAAUGUGGAGGUGGUGGUACUGGAGGAUCUAAAGAUAGUUCUAUUGACAGUGGAACUGAAACUAAAUGCAGCAGUGAUUAUAGACGUGAACCCAUUGCUAUAAAAAAAGAAGAAGAAGAAGAAGAAGAAGAAAAUGUAUUUGCACCGUGCCCUGAUAGUUACAGAGAAUUAGCGGAGGAUUUGAAAAAACAGAUGACAAGUGGCAACAUAACAAUAACUAGAGGUAGCAAUAUCACAGAGUUAACUCAUCAAUCGAGAAUACGAUCUUACACCGAUGACAGCAGUCUUAGCAGUUUUAAAUUAGAGGAUCACGAGAGUACAGAACAUGAUGGUGAUGUUGAAGAUUAUUCUGAAGGCGAAAAUGGAACAGCUAGUUCGGAAAAAUCACAUAAUUUAAUGUACUAUCCACCAACUGAAGAUACUAUAUCAAAUCAGUUCAAAGUAAAUGCCAUGGAUAUAGAAGAACUCCGAAGAUCUAUGAGACGAGGAAAAAAAAUAAAAAUUGGAGAUAGCAAUAUCAGUGAAUUGACCACAGCAUCCGGAAGUCAAGAUGAUUCUGAUUCUGAAGGAGGUGCAUCAACGCCAAGUGCUGAACGUAAUCCAUUGUCUAUUUUAUCUGAAGCGAGUUCUGAAGGAUAUGAUCAGGUUUUCAAUCAAACUCAUCGAGAAAAGUAUCUUAAAAAUGCUUUUGAAUCUCUAAGUGGUGCUGAUGAACUCACAAAUAGAAAAAAUACCAGUAUUAGCUCUCAAUUUCAUGGAAGAAUAAGCGGAGGAGAAAAUCAAGAAAGUAAAACACACCAAACACCAGUUAUAAAUUUAAUUACACCAAAAAAUACAAAACUUAGUACAGAUGUAACGAAAAAUCGUGAAGAAUUACAGCGGCGAAUAGAAGAAACGAGAAGAAAAUUACAAAGUGUUGGCUAUAAAUCUUCUUUAAAGUCAAGCCAAAGUAUCUCAGAUCUCAGCAGCCAUAUACCAGAUCGCCAUCAUCGGCAAAGUAAGAUUAGUUCAGGUAAUAAUAAACGUCCACAAUCACAAUACUAUACAAUACCAACUAACCUAAGUAAACCAUUACUAAAUUUAAAAUCUCAUUUAAAACCUCAUACUAUUACUAACAAUGUUUCUGGUUAUGGAAAUGCUUUUUUAAAAGAUCAAAUUGACAAAAAACGCUUUCCUAAAAGUCAAACUACUUUUUGUAUAAGUAAACAGGCCAAAUUGACCGUAAGUCGGCCAUUAUCAUUAGCACUAAAUAAAACUGAUAAAAUGAAAUUAUCUGUCGAUAAAACAAACAAAUCAUUACCAGAAUCACCUGUUUGUGAAGAAUUAAAAGCAAUUAAAAAAUCAUGUAAAGCAGAACUAAACAAGUUUACCAAGUUUGCUCAAAAACAGAGAUCUUGUAGUUAUUUUAUUGGCUUGAAUGAUAAUUUUGAAGAUAUUGAUUGCUUAGCUAAAUCAUUUGAAAGUUUACCAGCUAUGAAAGAGCCACUAUCAGAUAAUGAUGAUGAUGAUGAUAAUGACAUUAAUGACAAUGGUAAUUUCAGUGACGAUUCUUUAGAAAGUGAUUAUAAAAAUCCACCUCGUAGAUGUGUUAGUGAAUAUCAAAUAAAUAUAAAUAGAGAAUCAAAUAAUAAAAAUAAAAACUAUUUGAAGUGUUUAAAAAAGAAUCUUGGUGAUUCACAAGAAAGUAUUCUGUCUGAUGCGUCUGGAGAAAUAUUUGAUUGCCAGUAUGAUAACGAUAGACAUUCUAGUGCUAGCUUUUUUUUAUCACGGCGAAAAAUGCAAGCCACUCAAAGUCAAGAGAGUGUAUUAACUGAUGUAACAGAUGACUAUCAAAUUUCUUUAUUGCGAGAAAAUGAAGUUAAUAGAAGUACUGAAAGUAUUCUCACUGAUGAUUCUGACUCAUUAGUUAAGUCUGCACCAUUAGAAAUUCUUUUUGAGUCUCAUUAUAAAAGAAAAAGACAUAACUCUGAAAAUAAAAUAGAAAAUAUUGAAUUUGACAAACCAAUAAAUACUGUUACACCUACUAAAGCUGUUUUUCGAUCUAAAUCUUUACAAGAUACAAGACUCAGUGCCGUUAAAUCAGCUAUUAGUUACACGGAAGAAAAUUUCAGACCCAAUCAAACUUGUAUUUAUUAUGAAUUUAACAUCGAUAAUACAAAAGAGUAUUGUUCAAAAGUUCGUAAUUCAUCAAGAUUUGAUAUGACAAGAAGUAAUAGUUUAAAAGAGCCCCAUUCAAUGUUAAUUUUUGAUAAUUUUGUACCCCAUAAACCACCAAAACCAAAAAGAAAUUUUCCUCGCACUCAAAGCAUGCGAAAUCGUUCUAGACCUUCUUGGAAUAAAUAUAAUUUUGAAAAUCCACUGUCUCAAAGUUUAAAUUCAAAUAGUAAAACUACUUGUUUCGACAAUGAUAAUGUAGAGUCAAAAAAUAGUAAAAAAAUUAGUUCAAAGACAAAUGAUUUAAAAUUAGAAGAAAAUACUUCGUUAAUUCUUCUCUCACCAACAAACCAAAUUUCGAAUCAAAAUUUGUUCAAAAAUGCCGAGUCAAAAAAUCGUACUGAAAUUGAAAAAAAUUUAUCAAGCUACUCCAAUGAAGCUAACAAAAAUAAUAAUAAUAAUAAUAAUAAUAAUAAUAAUAAUAAUCAAACAACUAAAAUAACAAAAACUUCUUGGCAUGACGAGUUAGAUGUUGAUAGCGGUUUUGAAAAUCAUAUUCCUACAAAAGAUACAUUCGAAACUUAUGACUCAUUGGAACCUUAUGGAACAUCUUCUUGUGAAGCAUCAACUUCAGAUUCUCAAAUUCAGGAUACGAAUGUCGAAAUAGAAAAAAAUUAUAACAAUAGCACUGCUGACAGAAUUAGUCGAGCAAUUGAAGGAACUGUAAAACUUUUAUCUAAAGAAUUUGAAAACUUAGUUAAAAGAGAGCAACAGAAUUUAAUUAAAAAUAAACAAGUUUGGCAGGUACAUCAGUCAAAUUCAGCUGAAAAUUUUUCAAAGUUUGAAUCAGAAAGAGACAAGGGCUCAACUUUUAAAAAAGACACUCGACCGAGUUCAGGGUGUGAGGACAGUGAUUGCACUGUAGAUAAAUCUUUAAUGGAAAGUGGUUCCUCAACUCCUGGAUCAAGUUGUACUAAUUCACCAAAACGAAUUUGGCCACCUGCGUCUCGAUGUCAAUUGAAGUGGAUCAAAGCACUACCAACAAUCAAUCAAGAUAUUUUACCAUCUAAGCAACACUUAUCAGUAGAAAUUAGUGCAUGCGUUUAUUGCGUGUUUUCAACAGUUGAAACAGAUGGCAGGCUUUCGUCGAAAAUUUCUGAUUCUAAAGAUGAUAUAGAAGACAAAGGUAUGCGACGUGCUUGUUCCUUGAGUGAUCUCUCCGUCAGUCCACCAAACAGGUUACUGCAUGGUCCAAUACAAGUUUCAGGUAAACUAAGCAUUAAAAAUUCAAAUGUAUCAUCAAGAAACGGAAAUAGUGUUAAUAUAAACAGUGGAUUAUCAUCAAGAUAUAAUUCAAGCAAAUGUCACUCAACAUACAUGACUCGAAGUAGCAGCGUAGGCGUUUUGAAUCAGCACAGUGAUUCAGAAUCAGAUGCUGGAGUAAUUUCAAGCAGUAGAAAUUUGACAAAUCCAACUACUAACAAUCGAAUAAGUGGAUUAAUGAGGCCUACAAUAAGUUCACAAAAUAAAGUAAAUCAUCAAUCGAAACCGAGUUCUUCUUCAAGUAGCAAUUUACCUAUGGUACUGAGAAGACGUGGAAUGCAAUCUGCUUAUUCAAGUGUCAAUCUAAGUCAAGUUAGUAAUCAAGAAGAUUCUAGUUCAGAGGAUACUUCUUCAAAUGGUAAUGGCGGAAAACCAUCAUUACCACCCAGACCUCGAAGUAUUAACAUUGAUCUUUCAGCAAACUUCAAUUCUAGUGGAUCACUAAUAAAACGAUCAGGAUCAAGUACAUCAAUAUCAAACAGUCGGCUGAUGAAUGAUGCAAGUGGUCAAAGCAAUAUAAGGCUAUCUAGUCGAAAUCAAUUGGAUUUAAAUCUACAAAAACUUCCAACUAAAGAUAUAAAUGUAGCUAAUGCUGAAUUGUCUCCGCAAUUAUGUAAUACAAUCGCUGAUGAAUUGACAAGAACUGCAGAUAAUGUGGUUCAGCUAUAUAAGCGAUUAACGAUGGAUAGUUCUGCAAAUCCAGAGCUUGAGCCUAUUGAUAGAGAUACAAUGCUUCGAGGUUUAGAAUCAUCAGUUAAUGAAGCAAUGCGAACACUUCGUCUUGUCGCAGCUAGUACAACUAACAAAGAAAGUACUGGUAAUAAUUCUUUAGUUGUUAAUGAAGCGGCUGAAACAUUUCAAGAAUUAUUAGCAGGUCAAGAUCAGGGUAAAGUUGUAAAUAUAAUGCAACAAUACUCGGAAUUGCUUUUGACUAUGAUGCAGCAAAGAAUGAGUGGUACACAACCUAAUCAUGUUUAG